Molecule: messenger RNA, 690 nt
Organism: Oenanthe melanoleuca
Lineage: Eukaryota; Metazoa; Chordata; Aves; Passeriformes; Muscicapidae
Gene: ARL16
Product: ADP ribosylation factor like GTPase 16
Exons: 5
Coding region: 35-577 (180 amino acids)
Molecular function (GO): GTP binding; GTPase activity
Source: RefSeq, a predicted model, not a curated record
UCCGGGAGCGGGGCGCUUCCGGCGCGGCUCCGCCAUGGCGGCGGGGCGCUCCCCGCCCACGGUGCUGCUGCUGGGGGCGGCGGGCGGCGGCAAGAGCCUGCUGGUGCGGCGGCUGCGCCAGCUGAGCGCCGAGGAGCCCGCGGAGCUGGGCGAGCCCCCGGCCACGCUGCCCACGGUGGGCACCAACCUGACGGAGCUGCGGCUGCCGCGGAAGGUGACGGUGCGGGAGCUGGGCGGCUGCAUGGGUCCCAUCUGGCCCAGCUACUACAGCGAGUGCAGCGCUCUGCUGUUCGUGGUGGAUGCCUCCAACCCCGCCCAGGUCUCCUCGUCCUGCAUCCAGCUGCUCUCGGUGCUCUCUGCAGAGCCCCUCGCCUCUGUGCCCGUCCUGGUGCUCUUCAACAAGAUUGACCUGCCCUGCUACAUGUCCCUGGUGGAGAUGAAGUCGCUGUUCCGCCUGCAGGACGUGGUGUCCUGUGCCUCGCAGCCCAUCUCGCUGCUGGAGAGCAGCGCCCGCCUGGGCACCGGCCUGCCCCAGGUGCUGCAGUGGCUGCACAGCGCCCUCGGGGAGCCCUGCUGAGGGCUCAGGACAGGCCUGGCACAGCAGGAGCUGAGCCCAGGACUGUGCCACGGGCUGCUGAUGGACUGGAUCCCUGUAGGACUUCACAGUAAAACUCCCACCAAACUGCCCAA